GCUCGAGCUCAAAUAAAGUAUCGACUCCACCAUUUUUGCGUGAUAAUUUCAGAGUUCGGUGAAGGUCUCCGUGAGAAGUUUUUUCGCCAGAAAAAUCGAAAAUAAUGGCAUCUCUCUGUGGAAAAGUGGCUCUCAACGUAGCCCGAAGGAACGCCCUGUGCGGCUCCAGGCGUUUCGCCACCAAAGUUACCAUGGGUGAUCCUGUGGAGCAUUCCACUGGUUUGGAGAAGCGCGAGUACCUUUCCAAGAUCGCUGGCAACGAGAACCCUUUCGAUCUGAAGGUAAUCAAGCGCGGAGCUGGUACCAAGGGUCAACCCAACGAAAUCCCAUCCGCCUUCGAUGCCCGCCUCGUCGGCUGCAUCUGCGAAGAGGAGGCCACCAACGUUACCUGGAUGUGGCUGCAUAAGGGACAACCCCGCAGGUGCGAGUGCGGACACUGGUUCAACCUCGUACAAAAGGCCCCAUUGUAAAUUGAAACAUGUUGUGCGAUCCGCAGACUAGACUAAUUAUUAGCCGUUUAAUGAGAAACAAAAUGUAAUAAUAAAUUCUGUUUGUUCCACAGCCGCAGACUUUAUUAACGCAAUUUCCUUUGUAAUUUAUUUUUUUUGCGAAAUAAAAAGAAUUUAUUGUUUUCCAUGACA
Nicrophorus vespilloides is the source of this 641-nucleotide messenger RNA. Its product is annotated as cytochrome c oxidase subunit 5B, mitochondrial-like. Gene Ontology annotation, cellular component: mitochondrial envelope. Bases 105 to 470 code for a protein of 121 amino acids. NCBI's taxonomy places the organism in Eukaryota, Metazoa, Arthropoda, Insecta, Coleoptera, Silphidae. Gene Ontology annotation, biological process: mitochondrial electron transport, cytochrome c to oxygen. The transcript is spliced from 2 exons. The record is from RefSeq and is a predicted model, not a curated record.